Messenger RNA from Cryptococcus amylolentus CBS 6039, 721 nucleotides. RefSeq lists its product as hypothetical. The transcript has 3 exons. The record is from RefSeq and is a predicted model, not a curated record. Gene Ontology annotation, molecular function: structural constituent of ribosome. The annotation marks the transcript as partial. Gene Ontology annotation, cellular component: mitochondrial large ribosomal subunit. Lineage: Eukaryota; Fungi; Basidiomycota; Tremellomycetes; Tremellales; Cryptococcaceae.
CCAUGUCUUUCACCAGAAUCCCUGCCCGAUCAAUAACACCGAUACUGAGAGCAUCCUUCUCAUCCUCUUCUUCCCUCGCCGCUCCCAAAGCCAAAGCGGCUAAAGCCAUCUCAUCAUGUCCAGCAGGCACUCCCCUCAGUAACCUCUCCAUUCUGAAAGAUAAGCCCGAUCCCGUGGCUCUUCCCGAUGAUCAGUAUCCGGCAUGGUUAUGGACGCUGUUAGAUGAGCCCGCGGCGCCAUCCCUCGCGAAUGAGACGUCCAAGACUGAGAGCGGAUCAGAAGUCGAUUUGCAGGCACAGAAAAAGGCUUUGAAGGCUUUAAAUAGAGAAAACAUCAAAGCCAGCAACUACCUGAAGUCUACGACGUAGAUGUACAACUAUCAUGACAUGUACCCGCAUUCAAAACGACCCAGAGCGCCUGACCACAGGAGACCAUAUACCAGAACGAACGGCAUCUCCUCUUUCGUCAAUGGUACUCCGUCGACAUUUGCUUUCCAUGCUCACGCGUCCGUGCCGUUCGUAGAGACAUCUGGCUCUGACUUCGCCACACAGACUGUCUCACUUUCAGCAAUGCAAACCCUUCCCAUUAUCGACAUUGACCUCCACUCGCCCUUCCCCAACGCCCCUCGCCUUCACUUCUUGAAAAAGUGGGACUGGAUGGUGUCUUGGUGUCUCUUUCCUCGCUGACGCACGCUGAGGUGAACGAAGAGGUCGUCGGUGUG